This is a messenger RNA of Adineta steineri, 2886 nucleotides long. Lineage: Eukaryota; Metazoa; Rotifera; Eurotatoria; Adinetida; Adinetidae. The record is from the annotation of a GenBank genome assembly.
AUGACUUGUUUAUGGUUUAGUAUCUUUGCUGUUCAUUUCUUUGGCUUAACAUCUGCAUCAAUAACACAACCAGAGUAUGCUUUUUUGUUAGCUAAAUCACGAACUGACCUAAAAUCAAGAAGUGCGACAGUAUCCUCGGUUAUUGAUAUAUUACAAGAAUAUUCUCUACAAAUGAAUAAUACUCAUCAAUAUGGUUUACCUAAAUGUCAACAAUGCCAUCGUAUUGGGAUUAUUGGUGCAGGAGUAUCGGGAUUGUAUGCUGGUAUUUUAUUAGCAAAAUCUGGUCAUACUGUGGUUAUCUACGAAGCGAAUCAAAGAGCAGGUGGACGUGUUUAUACAUAUCGCGAUCCAGAUGAUCCUACACAAUUUGUUGGUGAAUUGGGCGCAAUGCGUUUUCCUCUUGAUGUUCAUCCUUAUUUAAAUUACAUGAUUCGAAAUCAAUAUCAACUGAAUAUCACUGAAUUUUCAUCAUACGAUCCAAAUACAAUUGCUUAUAUAAAUGGGAUUUCCGCAACAGUGAAAGGUGCAGAGGAUAAUCCAGAUUUAUUUGGAUUCAAAGUUAAUACAACAGAAAAAGGAAAAACACCGGAUCAAUUGUGGAACGAAGCUGUAGAGCCGCUGCUCAAUCUAUUUUAUAGUGAGGGUUGGAAUGCUGUUCGAACAAAAUGGGAUUCUCAGAGUAUCAUUACAUAUCUUAGAUCAGUUGGUCUAUCACGCGCUGCUGUUGAUUACAUAAGUUUAAUUUCAAAUUUUGAAACAAAUUUAUUUACAUCGCUUCUUGAAGCUCUGCGAGACAUGCUCGUACUUCAAGAUUCCACUCAGUUUUAUCGAAUACAAGGUGGAAGUGAUUUAUUAAUCACAGCGAUGAUCGAUGAAUGUAUGAAAAUCGAAGGAAACCGAUGUAGUUUAUUAUUAAAUACUAAAGUAACUCAAGUUCAAUUAUAUGCUGCGCAAACUGUACGAAUAACAUCUUCCAGUAAUACGGAUCUUUUCAAUUCAGUUAUUGUAGCUACGACAGCUACAGCUAGUCAAUUGAUUAAUUUUAAUACACGAUCAAAUUUCAUCGAUAAAUAUCGUUCAAUGCGUCAGUUACAUUAUGAUUGUUCCAGUAAAAUUCUUCUUUUUUUUAAUUCAUCCUGGUGGUUCAAUAAUGAAAAUAUAAAUGGUGGCCGAAGUGUAACCGAUCUUCCUAUUCGUUUUGUUUAUUAUCCACAAGAUUCGAAUGUUAAUGGUGGAGUGUUAGUUGGUUCAUAUACUUGGUCACAAGAUUCCUUAUUAUGGCAAUCACUUAGUGAUGAUGAUGCAAUUGAACUUGCUUUAAAAAAUCUUAUCGAACUUCAUCCAACAACUGGUAAUAAUAUACGUACAUUUUUUCGUGGAGGAAAAGUAAAACAUUGGUGUGAAGAUGAAUAUGCACGAGGUGCUUUUGCAUUAUUUACACCUCUACAAGAAACCGAUAUUUUUGAUGAUUUAAAAUUAUCUGUAUCAAAUAUUCAUUUUAUCGGUGAACAUACAAGUUCCGCACACGCUUGGGUUGAGGGUGCCAUUCUAUCUUCAUUGCGUUCAGCUCUUAUUAUCCAAAAGGAAACCUAUGAUGUUGUAAUUAUUGGUGGAGGACCAAUAGGGUUAGCGACAGCCGUUCGUUUAUCAUUAAAACAACCUACAUUAAGUAUUGCUAUUGUUGAACAAGGUUAUUUAUUAAAUUCCGAUGGAAGUUCAGGAACAUUUGAUCAACGACAAUUUCGACAAAUGUAUAAUGAAAUAUAUUUAGCUGAAUUAGCUAAUCUUUCUGUACCUCUCUGGCACGAGAUUGAACAACUGGCUAAUCUGUCUCGAGGUGCUAUUCUUAAUACCGAUGAAGGCUAUUUAUUCUACGGUGAUUUUAAUUCACCUGAAACAGUUGAAGGAGAUCUACCAUCUAUUCAAAGAACAUGUGAAUUACUUCAAAUGGGUUGUAUUUAUUUAAAUAGUACACAAUUACAAGCACGAUUUCCUUUUUUCAAAUUUGCUCCGCAUUAUCAAGGUCUACUACAUUCUCAAUCUGGUUAUAUUAAUGUAACAACUUUAAUUAACGCACUUUUACGAAUCAUAGAACAAAAUCCAAAAAUAACAAUUCGACAAAAUGAGCAAUUUCUUUCAAUAGAUAAGAUAAAUUAUACAGAUAUCGUAACCAGUCGUGGAUCAAUACAUGUAAAAAAGAAGAUACUAUUUGUACCUGGUCCUUUUGCCAAGAAUAUAGCUGAUCUACUUGAUUUUAAUCUCAAUGUUACUCUGUGGGAAAUGCCAUAUGUAAAUUUUCGAUUGCGACCAAAUGCGACACAAAUUCCAACAUGGUUUGCAUGGGGUGGAAAUGAUUAUUAUUCAUUAUUUUCUGGUUUUCCUAUUGAUCCCACAUCGGAGUAUAUAUCUAUCGUCGCUAGUUUUAUUCAGAAUUUGUCUGAACCUUUGUUAUACCCUUCACAACGAACGAAUGUUGCUAAUCCAUUUAUAAUUAAGAAAAUUAUUGAUUUUGUUGCACAAAAUUUAUCACAGGUUGAUUCAAAGGAUUAUUUUGUUAAAAAUCGAACAUGUUUAGCAACGUUUUUACCGGAUAAUGGUUUCCUACUUGACUAUGUACCCAAUACGAAUAGAAGAGUUUUAAUGCAAGCUGCCGGAUGGGGAAUGAAAUUUGUUCCUGUAUGGGCAGAUAUUCUUUCUGAUAUGAUAUUAUUAGAAUCAAAUGAUGCAUCACCUUAUGCGAAAUAUUUACCGUACUUUUCAUUAUCCCGACCUUAUCGACUUAUAACAAAUGCUAAUCAAGGAUCCGUUACUUCAUCCAGUGAAUCAAAUACAAAUUAUUCUGUUUUAUAUUAUUUGACACUUCUUAUUUUCUUAUUAAGAGACUAA